ACGCGACGUCGCGGUUCAUGUGUUAUUUCAGUAUCCACAUAUUUCGUGGGAAUUUUCACUCUAUGUAGAGUGAUGGCCCAGCACAACUUCACGAAACGUUCAACGAUCAUUCAAACCGAGCUUCCCUUCACGGUAAUCCAUCUCGAACAUACGCCCGCAAUCCAAGACAACCCAAUGUUCCAAGCAAUCGAACUUGGAAGCACUGUUUUCGUUGUUGAUGAAGACGCUGCCAUUAGUUUUCUCGACAAGUUCAUUCCGUUUCAUGACUAUGCAAUGUUCAGAAAUCCUGGAAAAUACCUGAUCAUUACGAUUUAUUCUGUUGGCGCUGAAGCUAAUGAUCUACUGGAGAAAAUACGAUUGCAUCCAACAAUUCUUGAGAUUGCGAAUUUGCUCAUCGUCGUUCCGAAUGGCAAAGUGUUUGAAUUGAUUACCCAUCGUUGGGUAGGGGAUCCCCCGGGGGCGUUGGAGUUGCUACAUUUGGAUACUUAUCAACCGGACAGUGGCACAUUCGUUGAUGGCAAUGACCUGUUCCCGGACAAGAUGAACAAUCUGAUGGGUAAGACAAUCCGGCUUGCGGCAUUCUAUCUGCUUCCUUGGAUCAUGAUGCGUCAAAAAGAUGAUGGAGUCGUACGGUAUCUGAAUCAAUCGUACACUAUAGAUGGUAUCGACGGGUACAUGCUGGUACAGUUUUGUAUACGAUUCAACUGCACUUGGGAUUUAUCAGUUGAUCAAUACUGGCAGUAUGGACAAGUGUUUGAGAAUCGUACCGGAAAUGGAAUGACCGGGGCCUUGGUCGCACGAAAGGUAGAUUUUGCUCUAGCAGCAAUGGGUAGUUGGUUUCAACUAUUCAAAUACUUCAGCUUCUCGAUUUCCAUUCAGUGGAUCGGGAUCACCACUCUGACUCCAAAACCCAAAUUGAUUCCGGCCUGGAAGAUCAUAUUCCUGAUGUUCUCCGGACCAGUGUGGACUUUGGUAAUAGUGACAUACAUAUUUUAUUCUACCUUUUUAUAUCUGCUACCAACUUCAAUUGGCCGCAACUCAGCCCGUAAUAAGAAGGGUAUCACAUGGAACUUGUUGAAUGUAUUUGCCGGUUUUCUGUUGCUACCAUCUGUUUCCCGACGUAGCCGAGCUUCGGAAGUUAUCGUUUCCAUAACUCUGCACAUAUUUACGCUCAUUGUCGGAUAUGUAUACAUAGGCCAAACCCACAGCAUUCGAGCAUUCCCGGUGUUCCAACCUCCGGUGGACACUGUUAAGGACUUGGCAUUAAGCAAUCUAAGAUGGAAUGCCCCACACGAAGUGUGGACCUACAUGAUUAGCCAAUCUCAAGAUCCAUACAUGAAAAUGAUUCUGUCGGCAUUUCACGUGGCCCCUAUACCAGCCCUGAAGACUUUAGCUGACGAAGGCAACGAACCACUCUGUAUGGCCGCGCUUCACAACGGAAAUUUCAUGGUAGGACCCUGGUUCACGGCUGAUAAUAUUGAAAACUACCGAAUGAUGUCCGAGUACCUGUACUUUGAGUAUGACACGGCAUAUGCCACCAAAACUUGGCCAUUGCUGCCGAACUUUGAUGAUCUCACCGGUUGGAUGCGCGAUGUUUGUCUGUUCCAGUACGUGGAGUUGGUGGACGUUUUCCGCUAUAUGGACUACAGGGUGCAAACUUCCAUCAAACAUUCCAGAGAUCGCCAAAAGAGUGAGCUUAAACCGUUUAAGGUUGGAGAUAUCGAGAGCGGUUUGAUUAUUAUUGGAGUGGGUUACUUCAUGGCCUUUGUUUCGUUUAUCUUUGAGUUUGUCUUUAAAUAUUUUGAAAGAAAACGUCUAGUCAAAAGACUAGCCACAAAAUGGAAAGCCCCGAUACAAACCGCUUUGCCAAUGACUGUCGUAAACUUUGAUGAUAAAAGUACCAACAGCACUUUGAUUGAUGCCAUCAACUUGGGAAGUACUGUGUUUUUAACCGAUGAAGGAUCUGUACUCAAUUUUCUUGAUUUGUUCAUUCCGGCUCACGAUGAAUGUAUGUUUCGAAACCCGGUGAAAUACCUGAUCGUUUCCAUCGGAUGCACUGGGUCUGUCCAAAAGCAGCUGCUCGACGAUAUCCAAAACCAUCCCGCAAUUCUAGAAAUAGCGAAUCUUCUACUUGUCGUCACUGUCGACGAUUCCUUCGAACUGAUAACGCACCGUUGGGUCGGUAAUCCACCGGAAUGUUUGGAUUUCCUACUGCUGGAUAAAUACUUUCCAGAAAAUGAUUCAUUUCUUAACGAAGCAUACCUCUUUCCGAACAAAUUUGAUGACUUGAUGGGUAAAACAAUGAAGGUGGCAACGUUCUACUUGCUUCCGUGGGCAAUGAUGCGCAAGACGGACGACGGCAUCGUGCAAUAUUUGAACCAAACGUACACGAUCGACGGGUUGGACGGACACAUUUUGGUUCAGUUCUGUCAGUGGUAUAACUGCACAUGGGAUCUCUCGGUGGACCAGUACUGGCAGUACGGACAGGUAUUUGAGAAUCACACCGGAAAUGGAAUGAUUGGAGCUUUGGUUGAGCGCAAAGUGGACUUUGCAAUCGGCGCUGUUGGUGGCUGGUUUCAACUGUUUAAAUAUUUUAGUUUUUCAACACCAAUUCAAUGGAUUGGAGUUACCAGCUUAGCUCCAAAACCCGAGCUGAUUCCUUCUUGGACCAUUAUCUUUCUCAUGUUCUCCAAACCCGUCUGGUUCGUUCUGAUCGCUACCUUCAUCCUUUGUUCGUUACUGUUGUACGUCAUACCAAAAGUUAUGAACCCAAACGACCCAACAACUCAAUCCAAAGAUCUAUCGCGGUGCUUCUUAAGCGUCCUUGCAUCAUUACUAUUGUUACCAGCACCAUUGCGAAGAAAUCGACCAUCCGAUGUCAUCUUUGUAGUCGCUUUGCUCAGCUUCUGCCUUCUUGUUGCAUCGAUCUACAUAAGCAAGAUUCAUAGCAUUCUGGCGUUUCCCAUCUUCCAGCCGCCUAUCGAUACCAUCUACGAUCUAGCCGUCAGUGAAAUCCCAUGGAACGCACCUCACGAGGCUUGGAUGUAUGCCCUGGUGGGCACCGAAAAUCCCUACGUCAAGAAAAUCCUGACCACCUUUCGCGUGGCACCGAUUCCCGACCUGCACACCAAAGCCAACGAAGGCUCCGAGGCGCUAGUCAUGGCCGAACUCAACUACGGUCACUACAUGGUCGGGACCUGGGUCACCGCUCAGAACGUAGAAAACUACCGACUUAUGACUGAGUUUAUAUACUUUGAGUACGACACCGGAUACGCCACAAAAACGUGGCCGAUGCUGGAUCGGUUCGACUAUUUGACCAUGUGGAUCCGGGAUGCCUGUCUGUACCAGUACGUUGAGCUGAACGAAGUGUACAACUACAUGGACUACUGGGUGGAAACUUCUAUUGCGCACUCCCGGGAUCAUCCGCCGAACGAGCUGAAGCCAUUCGUGGUGGAGGACAUCACGGGGGGACUCAUAAUUCUGGGCAUAGGUUACCUUAUUGCAGUUGUAGUUUUUGUUUUGGAAAUAAUUACGUUUUGGAAGACAACGAAUGAGGACGUGAAGUUUCACCAUAACAUGUCAGGGUGA
This is a messenger RNA of Culex pipiens pallens (northern house mosquito), 3588 nucleotides long. RefSeq lists its product as uncharacterized. Lineage: Eukaryota; Metazoa; Arthropoda; Insecta; Diptera; Culicidae. The record is from RefSeq and is a predicted model, not a curated record.